Aspergillus japonicus CBS 114.51 is the source of this 1220-nucleotide messenger RNA. RefSeq names its product RNA polymerase II mediator complex middle subunit MED9. NCBI's taxonomy places the organism in Eukaryota, Fungi, Ascomycota, Eurotiomycetes, Eurotiales, Aspergillaceae. Gene Ontology annotation, cellular component: mediator complex. Bases 229 to 852 code for a protein of 207 amino acids. The transcript has a single exon. The record is from RefSeq and is a predicted model, not a curated record. Gene Ontology annotation, biological process: regulation of transcription by RNA polymerase II. Gene Ontology annotation, molecular function: transcription coregulator activity.
CUCAGCUUCCAGUUUGCUCUGUCCUGCCGUUCUCGUCCGCCCGCAACAAAACUUACCUCCACGUUCCGGCUCUUCCCUAAACAAUUACCCAGCAUCCCGAAAUCAGGGGCCCCAUAUUUCGUCUCUUGCUCAUUUCCCACUCCUGCCUGCUGUUAGUCUUCGACUCUUCAUCCUGCAACCGCAAGAAUACACUAAGCCGACUCUCGCCGUCCCGGUUCUCUUCCGAUCAUGGCGUCCAGAUCCCCAACGGCCUUCACACCCGCAGCGAAACCACCGCUCUCCGCGCCCGAGACCCCCAUCGUGAAGGACACCCCCGUUACACCUCAAGCGGUGCCAUUCCCGGCCCCGCAGACUUUUGAUAUCCUUCCGCCAUUGCACGGUCUUCUGCUUCGUCUGCUCGCAUCCCCCGGACCAGCUAGUAACGGUGUCAGGGCUGCCGAAGUCAACAGUGGAGGCUCGGGCCCGGUCGGACAACCCACAAGUGCUCCUGGCCAGCCUCACUCACAACCUGGGAAUGAAAGCCACGGUCACCCUGGAGUGCUGUUGACGGUUCCAUCCGCAGGACCUAGGCCGGUUUCCGCCUCGGCCGAACUUGCAGCCUUGGGAUCGAAUGCACCCCCACCGCUCGAUAUCAAAGAUCUCCCGACCGAGGUCAGCUCGAUCAAGAUCCGGAUUCAGAAGGCGCAGGCAGUGGUGGAGAACUUGCCAGAUGUUGACCGCUCUGUUACAGAGCAGGAGGUAGAAAUCCAGGAGCUCGAGGACCGUAUCGCAAAGCUCAAAUCAGUCAUCUCUGACUUUGGCCGGAGAGCUAGUCCUCGGGGCGCGGGCAAAUCCAGAAUCACCGAACCUUGAGAGCUGAGAGCGGUAGACCUAUGGACAUCAACGAUGGCGGGAGCACCGCCAUGAUCUCGGUCAUAACCCAAAGGAGCAGGACGCUUCUUCUCGAAGGCGGCUAGUAUCAAGCAUGCAUACUCGGGCCCGCUGUAUCAUCCAAGUGAACUCAUGUCGAUUGUUGGGUUGGAUCUAACACAGAAACUGGUUUUGAUAGCCCAGCACACUGCAAAGUAGCCCGAUCAUCGAACCCUUGGCUGUUGGCACGGUCAGUUGGCUCAGAUUGUUGUUAAUGGAACGUCGCUGCGCUAUGAAGAGGCCUGCGGACUUUACCUGAAGCCACAGCAAUACAAGGGAAUAAGCUGCCACUGCUGCUGUUCAAGAACUGC